Molecule: messenger RNA, 255 nt
Organism: Penicillium macrosclerotiorum
Lineage: Eukaryota; Fungi; Ascomycota; Eurotiomycetes; Eurotiales; Aspergillaceae
Exons: 1
Coding region: 1-255 (84 amino acids)
Source: RefSeq, a predicted model, not a curated record
AUGGCCAAAUCAUUAGAGGAAUUUGAUGACAAUGACGACAAUGGAGAGGUUGAUGAGGAGCAUGACGAGGACGAGGAGAAGGACGAUGAUGACGAUGAUGGCGAUGAGCCGGAACUGGUAUCGGUUGUGUUUGAGGUACUGGUCGAAUUUGUGGAGGAGGUUGAUGUCUCUGCAAGGCCGGCGACGUCCGGAAUAGCGGUGCCAACUGGCACAGUGACCUCACCCAAUUUGCAGGUCACUGUGCCAUUGUCAUAA